This is a messenger RNA of Oldenlandia corymbosa var. corymbosa, 1323 nucleotides long. NCBI's taxonomy places the organism in Eukaryota, Viridiplantae, Streptophyta, Magnoliopsida, Gentianales, Rubiaceae. The record is from the annotation of a GenBank genome assembly.
AUGGGAUUUUCCAAUCUAGUCGGCAAGUAUCAGCUAAGCAGAACUAUUGGAGAAGGAACAUUUGCGAAGGUUAAGCUGGCUAUAAACACGGCGAAUGGACAACAUGUAGCCAUCAAAAUCAUAGACAAGCAAAUGGUCAUCAAAAACAACUUGAUAAGUCAGGUUUCAAGGGAAAUCAGAACAAUGAAGCUUCUGCAUCACCCCAAUAUAGUCAGGAUAUAUGAGGUAAUAGGUACAAAAACCAAAAUUUACAUUGUUAUGGAGUAUGUUCCAGGGGGGCAACUGUCACAUAAGCUGUCUUACCUGAAAAGGCUAAGUGAAAGUGAUGCAAGAAAAUUCUUCCACCAGCUGAUUGACGCUGUUGAUCAUUGCCACUGGAGAGGGGUUUACCACAGGGAUCUCAAACCAGAGAACUUGCUCUUGGAUAGUAAAGGAAAUCUCAAAGUAUCAGACUUUGGACUUAGUGCAUUGAAAAAGAAACCAGAUUGUUUACUGUCAACUGCAUGCGGCUCUCCAAGCUAUGUAGCACCAGAGCUUCUGAGUGAUAAGAGUUAUGAUGGAGCAGCAGCAGACAUUUGGUCUUGUGGAGUCAUACUUUUCGAACUACUUGCUGGAUAUUUACCCUUUGAUGAUUCAAGCCUUACAAACUUGUACAGAAAGAUAUAUAGAGCAAAAUACGAGUUUCCAGAGUGGUUCACUGACAACCAGAAGCAGCUAAUUUCUAGAUUACUAGACCCCAACCCGGACACUCGAGCUACUAUGGCAGAAAUCAUUGACAACAAAUGGUUUCAGAUGGGCUAUGAACCGACUGAGGAAGUAGAGUUGGUAGAAAGUAUCACUGUCGAUGAUGUUCAUGAAGCAUUCAGCUUGAUUAAGGAAACUGAAACAGAAGUGGGUAUGCCCCGAUCUCCCAGUUUUAUCAAUGCUUUCCAGCUCAUAGCGACGUCGCAUGACCUAGAUUUGUCAGGUCUCUUUGAAGAAAAGGGUAAUGAAAAGCUGAAGAAAAAACUUGGAUCUAGAGGCACAAUCACAGAAACAAUAGAGAAAAUCAAGGCUGCUGCCAAGGAUGUGAGUCUAUCAGUUGAAAGAAUAAAUACCUCAAAGGUAAAAACACUGACUCUUGAAGAUAUUAAAAUGCACCCUUUGAAAAAGAUGACAAGUUCAAGAUCCUGUCUUGACCUAUCAGCCCAGAAUGGUAGACUUAGAUUUACAGUUGGAGGUGUUUCUUUUUCCAAUAGUUUUGUAGUGAUAUUAAAAUCUUUUCAAAUCUUUUCCGAGCUUAGUUUGCAAGAACAGAACGAAACGGUUGUGGAUCAGGGAUGA